AUGAUACGUUAUAUGAAUAAUAAUGAUAUUGCUCUGCCAAUGCCAUUUGGAGUGAACGAAAAGUCCGUUCAACGUAAAGACUUCUAUUUAGAAGCGAUGGAAAGAAAUUGCAUCAAAAAUGAAGGCUUUAGUAAGAGAAAUCUUACAAGACUUGAAGUGGAUAGUUUGGAAGAACUUAACAUUUCCAUAAAAAACCAGAACAAUCAACAUGUUUAG
This is a messenger RNA of Clunio marinus, 216 nucleotides long. The record is from the annotation of a GenBank genome assembly. NCBI's taxonomy places the organism in Eukaryota, Metazoa, Arthropoda, Insecta, Diptera, Chironomidae.